Drosophila biarmipes is the source of this 873-nucleotide messenger RNA. RefSeq names its product probable U3 small nucleolar RNA-associated protein 11. Gene Ontology annotation, biological process: rRNA processing. Gene Ontology annotation, cellular component: nucleolus; small-subunit processome. The record is from RefSeq and is a predicted model, not a curated record. Bases 139 to 828 code for a protein of 229 amino acids. The transcript is spliced from 2 exons. Lineage: Eukaryota; Metazoa; Arthropoda; Insecta; Diptera; Drosophilidae.
AGUUAUCGACUUAUCGCUUAGUUGCCCAUCUCCAAUUUCCACGCCGAAGCGCUCAUCACGUUUUCCGAACAAAACCAAAACAAACUGAUAUUUAAUUUGCUGGCGGAGAAGGAGACUAGCAGCUAGCAGCCCGCCAAGAUGUCCUCGUGGAAGAAGGCGUCCAAGAGCAACCAGAAGGUGCACCGGGAGCGCCACCAGCCGGAGGCACGCCAGCACCUGGGCUUCCUCGAGAAGAAGAAGGACUACAAGAAGCGCGCCCUCGAUGCCCAGAAAAAGCAGAAGACCCUGAAGCUGCUGUACCGGCGGGCGCAGAACAAGAAUCCCGAUGAGUUCUACCACCACAUGAUCAACUCCAAGCUGUCCAACGACGAGCACCACGAGAAGGACAAGCCGGACGAGCACACGCCCGAGCAGCUGGCCCUCAUGCAGACGCAGGACCUCAAGUACGUGGUCAUGAAGCGCACCAUCGAGCGCAAGAAGAUCGACCGCCUGAAGGCCACGCUUGUGGACGUGGACAGCAGUGCAAGUGGUCCGAGCAACAAGCGGAUCACCUUCGACGAGGAGGGCAACAGGUCGACGGCCACCCUGGGCGAGCGGCUCCAGAAAGUGGAAAAGAAACAGAGAAAACCUGUGAACUUGGAUAAGCAGCAGCGCAUCAACGAGCUAAAGAAACGAGAGCUCCGCGAAAGGGAGCUGGCCAUCGUCCAGCAGAAGAUUCAGCUGAAGAACGCGCUCAAGCAGCCGCGUCUUCUGAAGCCGAGGAAACUGAAGGGCGGAACCAAGGAAAGCGCGCCCGUCUACAAAUUCCGCUACGAGCGCAAGAAAUGAGGUUUAUUUCCUUUUUAUUUUAAUAAACCAUUUAAUGUAAGUUAA